This is a messenger RNA of Rhinichthys klamathensis goyatoka, 3104 nucleotides long. RefSeq names its product general transcription factor IIIC, polypeptide 2, beta (gene gtf3c2). The record is from RefSeq and is a predicted model, not a curated record. NCBI's taxonomy places the organism in Eukaryota, Metazoa, Chordata, Actinopteri, Cypriniformes, Leuciscidae. Gene Ontology annotation, biological process: transcription by RNA polymerase III. The transcript is spliced from 19 exons. Gene Ontology annotation, molecular function: protein binding. Gene Ontology annotation, cellular component: transcription factor TFIIIC complex. Bases 233 to 2767 code for a protein of 844 amino acids.
ACGAGGUCAUGGGCGACCCUUAAAACAUGGCGGCGGCUAGCUAAUAUGUCAAAAAUGCUUUAGCUGAGGAGUUUCCUAGAAAAGCAGCAUAUUUCUGUACAGCACAUUUGAAUACUAGUGUUUUAAUUUAAAUCGGGAUCGGGCAGAUUGUACCCAGCGGGCGUCUGACGGCAGUGAGUCUUUCAUUGUGUCAGACUGUGCUCGGAGUAGUUCUGUGAAAGAACAGGUAUUAAUGGCAGCAGCUGCCCUGAAGUUGGGCGAGCAUAAAGGCGAAAAAAUGGGUUUGCCAUGUGAAAAGAACACAGAUAACCAACCAGGACAGAUUAACCAGGAGAGUAAAGGAGCUACUCAGGACCCAGAGCCGCAAAAGAUGAAGUCAGAGAUCCAAAUGUCUGGACGGACCUCCCAGGUUCCCCCAGGUGUGGACCAGGAAAGCCCAGUUAAUACAGAGGGAAACCAAAAGAAUCAAGGUUCUAAGGCAAAGGCUCCUGUCAAAAGGAGGAGAAAGGAGAUCAUUCCACAGACUCCACCACAACAUGACAAUUCAGCAAUCUCUGAUACUUCUGACCUCACUGCUAGUGGUCGGCCCAAGAGGAGAGCUGCUAAAGUUGCUUUAGAUUAUCUUCACAAGCUGGCCAAGGAUCUCGGGACUCAAUCAACAAAAGAUAGGGCCGAAUCUGGUGAAGCGAACAGCACCUCCAAGAAAAAGAAUGCAGCAAGGGGAAGGGGGACGAAAAGGAAAACUCCAGAGUAUGACAGCGACUUGGAUGAUGAUGAGGAUUUUUCCCCAGGAAAGGAUGAAGGGGCAGAGAGUGAAGAGGAAGAAGAUUCAGAGCCAGACUUCAGCUUGAACGUGGAGCGCAAAAGCAGACCAUCCAGAGGAAAUUAUCAGUGUCUGCUUCCAAACGGCUUGGCUAACAAUGUGAUGGAGCCUGUCUGGAACUGUUUUAGUAGGACCAAAUCAUUCCGGGAUGAAAACUUUUCCCCCUGGGUGUUUCCUGAGUGGAUUCCUUCUGCCAAAGAUUGGCAUUUCCUGUCCAGCAGUGAGGCUGAAAAAUAUUUACCCCAAGAGAAAGAAUCUGCCUCUUUUACCUUUACUCGGGAAAAAAUCAAGGGACGGAUCAAACUGCAAACAGUGAAAAGGUUUGAAUCAUUGCCACAUCAUUCUGAGCGCUGGGACACUCUGUUCUUUGUGGGGGGUCCUGUGCGGUCCAUGGAGUGGUGCCCAUGUCCUGACGGGGCAGCAAAAAGACAGUAUGCCGCCAUCUACUGCCACAAAGGCAUGGAUGACAAACACAAAAUCAACAACCUGUACUCAGGUCCUGUCUUACUGCAGCUGUGGGACAUCGGAGACCUUCAGUGUAAAAGCAGGCCCUCAACUGCUCCUCAUCUAGCAUAUGCUCUAGCGAUCGAUGACGGAUGCAUCUGGAAUAUAAAGUGGUGUCCUGCAGGAGUGUGGGAGCUGCCCUCCACCAGCAGAAAGGCUCCACAAAUGCCUAGAUUAGGUCUUCUAGCAGCAGCUUUCUCUAAUGGAACCAUCGGUGUCUACAGUCUUCCACACCCAGAAGCCCUUGCAGCACACCAUCAAAGUAAAGGAGAAACCAGCCAAGCACCGCUGAUAUGCCGGGUGAAGAAGACGCUUUGUUUGAAGAUGGGCUCCAACCAGGCAGAUCAUAAAGGUCAAAGUGGCCUGUGCUUUGCUAUGGAUUGGCUCCAUGUCAAGCCACAUAACCUCUUGGCAGCUGGCUUCUAUGAUGGUCUGGUUGGUUUGUGGGAUCUUGCUAGCAAGUCUACACUACUGAGAGUCAAGUCUCCAGAUGGAGUUGUGUCUCUCUUCCCUUACCACUGUUUUCAUGCCCACGACGAGAACAUCCGAACCCUGACCUGGUGCAAAGCCUCGAGUAACUUGUUGGUGACAGUCGGAGAUGAUCGCAUGGCUAAAAUGUGGGAUGUGAGGAAAGCCUACGUGCCUCUUUUGGCAGUAAAGCGCUGCCUGUCCCCUGAAGUGUACUGGCCCCUCUUUUGGAGCGGCUUCCUGAUGGCUCAAGAGUGUUGCUUUGCCACGUUUGGGCAACAUGGAGUGCAUUAUUUUGAUUCAGGUUACCUUGGAAUUAAGCCUUACUUUGUGUGUCCUAGAAAAGCCACUAUUUGGAGCCUGUCUAUGUCUGAUUGGAUGAAUACUUUUGCUGUUUCGGACAAUGGAGGAGAUUGUUUGUUUAGUUUGCUUCCUGAAAUGGAUAUGGACCCCAACACUAUCAGACGACGGAGAUAUUCAGUGUACAGGACUGACAUGGUCCAGUUUGAACCCGGUGAGAGGCCUGGAGAUGAGGAAGAGGAGGAGGACAUGGAAAACGCUCCAAAUAACCCUAGGAAGGAGCCAUUGACCUACAAAGGAGCAGUCAGAAAGUACUAUCUCCACUUUCAUGACUUGGACCUGGGGAACUUUGCUAAGUGUGAAAAUCGGCCCAUGAUGAAGCACCUGCAUGAAAACGAGGUCAAAGGUGUCGCUAAAGUGGACCAGAUGCCACUGAGCGCACUCUACAAGGUGCGUUUUAACCCAAACAUGGAUUCAUACAACUGGGUGUUGUCGGGCGGUCAGUCGGGUUUGGUGCGUGUGAACUGCGCUCGUGGACUGAGCUGCUCUGUCAUGCUCAAGCAGUUACGUGAGGCUCAAGCCCAGUUCAGCGCCAUGUUCCAGUCUCAGGAGCCCGAUGACUCUGUGACCGCUGUUCGUCACAGCACAGCGGAUACAGUACAAGUGCGCUAGUCUCUGCUCUACCUUACAAUGGAUUGUGAUGUCAUAACAGGCUUAUACUUUUGGACUUAUUUUUAAAUGACUGAUACACCCACUUUUUAUCCUUAAAUUAUAAUGAAUGAAGCAAAAACUAUUUUGAUACAAAGCAUCUGUAUAUUCCCGAUUUUAUAUUUUUGUGCAUUUCGUUUUUAGCGCUGUACAGAGAGGAAAACCUUUUGAACUUCUUUGCACUGGUGUGAAGCUCAGACAGGAGGGUUGUGAUGUUUUUAGGUUAGUAUCGUUAUCUCAAUGUUUUGUCCUUUCCAAGGUGUGUGUGGACAAUGAAAUCGUCAGCACUUAAAAGUACCCG